UCCUCCCUCCCCCCUCUCUAUCUCUCUUUGCCUCAUUUGUCUUCCCACUAUCUCACGCUCUUACUUUCAACGCUCCUCUCCUUCUGCUCAGCUAAAUACGCUAACAUUCUCUUUCUCUCUCUGUUCCCUUUCAUCAUCUUCCCUCUUCUCUCCCUAUCUUUCUCUUUCUCACUUCCCUAUCCAUCUCUCUCUUCCUUGCGCCUUCCGCGCUCGCGCGUGCAAGGUGCGCGAAACGGGUGCCUGUCAGCGCGAUCAACAGCAUCAAGAACAUAGGCAAACGCAGCGGUAACAUCAGCAACGAUCCGAGCCAACGGCAGCAGCCAGGAAACAUUUAAGCUUGGCCGCACCAGCGCCUCGCGCAACAUCUUCUAACUAUUUAUAAUUCCGUCAAACGCAAAGGGGAACGAAAACUGAAUGCGGCAUCGCGUACGGCCACCCAGGUCAGAAGAAAAGAGAUGUCGACGUGAGAUCGACGCUGGCUCGAGAAGCAUGCGUGACGCAGCCGCGCCUUUAAAUUAAAUUGAAGAAUGUGAUGAGUCAAUCGCGUGCGACAUCCUCACCAUCAUCAACAUCGUUGAUCAACGACGUCGUCCUAAAGCUCGAGGAUUCGGUCCCGUUUGGUUGACCGAACGAGCGGAUUUACCGAGUCCGAUUAUACGAAAUCGCGCGCGGAAUCUCUAUGGAGCGCGACAAAUUUUCUCGAUCGUAUCGCGCUCAUUCUUGAAAGUAAGGGUCGUCGGUGACGAAGAAUCUCCACUUCCUGUUCCUCUCUGUAGCUGGUCUCUCACAUCCGCGCACUCUCGCCUUUCUCUCUCUCUCUCUCUCUCUCUCUCUCUUUCUCUCCCCUUUCUCUCCUACCUCUCCGACUCGGCCGACCGACCAGUCGAUCCGCGCGCGCGGCUGUCCCGUUAAGAGAGAAGGGUGGAGGGCGCCGCGAGAGGGUGACAGUGGUGUAUCGCGGCGCGGGUGAUAUUAACGAAGAGGAUCGUCGAGGAAAAAAAAACGACGGACAAUCGGCAGCAGCGGGAAACGGAACAGAACGGGAAAUGGAUGAGAUAUCAUGCGCGACGUCGGCGACGUAACCCUCUACUCGUUGGGGUCCGUUGUACAGUGUCGUCGAGCGACGUCGCCAUCAUCAUCGACGUAGUAGCGCCUCGCCCGAUCGCGAGGCGAGGAAUCCGCUUGGCGGCUGAUUGUUCGGUGGUGCGCGUACCUAUGUGUCCGCCCGCGAGUCCGUGAAGGGGUUCGUGGGCUGAGCUGUUACGCGGUUUCGACUGAGGGGCACUGGUGCGCGCUGGGAGCAUGCGGGGUUCGGGCGAGGCCCGGCGAGGCGGCUCCGCGGGAGGACCGGGCUAAAGGAACGAUCGCAUAUCGGAAGGGACACUCGCGAACGCGGGCACGGUGCGCCCGCGGCCGUGCCCGCACCCGCACCCCCGCAUCUCGACGCCGCGUCGCCGGCCACGCGCCGAUUAGGUUGAUCCCGAAGACGCGGAAAGCGAGCUGGGCUCGCUUUCGAACGCAUGGAACAUGAUAGAGAUGUCGAGUGGACUCGGUGCAACCGCAAUGGGGAUCAGCGUUAGUCACGGAACAGGCGGCGAAGGUGUAGCUGGUGGUUGCCGCCUCCGUGCACAGAGCCAAGGUCAGGCCUCGGGGUCCACGAUGCAGCAUAGUAAUCCGCAACAAUCGUCUCAGCAGCAACAGCAACAGCAGCAGCAAUCGCAACAGCAACAGCAGCAGCAACAGGCGCCCGCGUCGCAACAGCAGUCGCAGCAACAGCAAGCGGCCGGAUUCACGGGCCGAUCGAAGAAGGACAACUGUUGCCUAUGGUGGUGCUGUUGCUGCCCAUGUAGUUGCCCGUGUAGGAAUAAAUGUUUGGCGGCAGUCGGCGGUAAUUCAACGGGUACUGGUGGUGCGGGUGAUCAGAGCAAGAAAAAGGGCAACGCCGGUGUCGCGGGCGAGCACGGCAGUGGCAUCAGCGUCACCGACUUCACGGGUACAGGUGCGGGUAACGGUCUCGAUGGACUCGACGGCCUCGACGGCGGUCUGGACCGCUGUAGCUUGGAGGAGGUCCGAGCAUGGGGCUCGUCUUUCGACAAACUGAUGAAGAGCGCCGCCGGCCGCAAGCUCUUCAGAGAGUUCCUCGUGAGCGAGUACAGCGAGGAGAACAUCGCCUUCUGGCUUGCCUGCGAGCAACUCAAGAGGGAGAGCAAUCCCGAGGCGAUCGAGGAGAAGGCGCGCUACAUUUACGACGAUUACAUAUCCAUACUUUCGCCAAAGGAAGUGAGUCUGGACUCGCGAGUGCGGGAAAUCGUGAAUCGCAACAUGUUGGAGCCUACGCCGCAUGCCUUCGACGAGGCACAGCUGCAAAUCUACACCCUCAUGCAUCGGGACUCGUAUCCGCGUUUUAUCAACAGCGAGAUUUACCGGAGGGUGGCCAGAGUGCAAAGCAGCGGCUCGCCCAGCCCGAGCACCGGGCAGGAGCACAGUGGGAAGGCGAAAAGCAAACGAGGGGCGACGUAAUCGUGAUCGUGAUGGUCCAGAGACGUCGGGAGCGCGGACCAAGACCUCUAAAAUCAAGCACCUUCAUCAAAGCCACAAUCGGCCGAACCGUUCGGUAAGGGUUCGGAAACACCCUCCUCGUCGGAAAGCCACCGUCGAGGCGAGGAAUCGUCCGAGCGGACAUGGCUGACGAAGCUGAUCCCUCGUAGGAGGGAAUCUCCAUCCCCACGGGUGGACGACGAGCUUUCUGGUCGCGUCAGAUUGCUCGCACGGAAGCCGGGAGCUUGUUCAGUGAUUCGCUCUUCCAUGCGAAGGCGCAACGGGGCCAUGUAAUCGCGCUCGCCAUUGCACGCGAGCCAUUACGACACCGAUGAUGAUGAUGAUGAUGAUGAUAAUGAUGAUGAUGAUGAUGAUGAUGAUAAUGAUUACGAUGGACUAAACGACGAGAUCGCGAUCGCGGUCGGUCGCGUAGAUUACAAAUCGCGGCGUUCCAUUUUCAGGGGUUCGGCGCAGAGCGCAUGCACAUGGGAUGGUGGAUUGUAGCCGGAGAAAGGAAGGUCACGCGAUCGCACGGGGAUGGCGGACACCAACGCGAACACCAUCGAUCCUCCCGUGUCCAUCGAUCUUCGAGCCUCGCGAUCUACCCUCGUUGUAGUUGUAAACUCGAAAACUUGAAUAGGACUCGGACUCGCGAGCUUCCCCUUUCUCUUUCGCUCUUCUCGGCUUAAAAGCGAAUUCGAUUUGAAUCACAUACCUUAUGUCUUUCACGAGCUAUUAUAAAUAGUCCAAGUAUUCUCCUCUUUUGUAUCAAAGUAAAUUUGAAAGAAUAGUUAUUCUGGGUACUCUUAGUUUUUUUAAUUAAAUUCGCGCAUGUAAAAUGUGAAAUGCUAUGAUUCUAACUCAAUUUGCCAGAGGCCAAGCAGACUGAAAGAGGUCGACUAUCGGAUUUAAGUCUUAAUACUAUUCGACGAAACGAGAUGCUCACAACGUAUUAUACAUAACUGUAAUUCUUCGACGCAUUUGAUGUUGAUGACAUGAUAAUCGUCACAUAUUUCUAGUCAUAUGUAUUCGACCGAAAUUUCGCGAACACAUUUUUCCGCGGAAGGACAAGCUGUGCAAGCUCGCGAAUUGAACUUCCGCGGAAUAAUGCAUACUUAUCCCCUCUCUCAGGACGCAAUUGAUCCCGGACGCAUUUUAUCGCGAUUGUCUCCUGUGAUCUUAAGAUUAACGCGCGUAGCCAGGACUCGUCGAGAAUGUGUCGCGUGUCUUCGUGAAGAUAGGUUUAAUCUGCUCAAGAUCGAACUUACACCGUUUGCUCUCUUUCUCUCCCCUCCCUCCUCUCUUUUCUCUAUCUCUCUUUCUCUCUCUUUUUCUCUACUUCUCUCUAUUUUCCUCUAUGUCUCUCUAUGUCUCUCUCGUUUCUGCGACAUUUAUCUUCCAUGGAUGGGGGAGAAUCGAGUCAACAUCGUCAUACAGCCCGCUAUAACUUCAGGGUAACGUAAUGCAUUUUUUAUCGCGCGCACUUUUCUACAAUCAUCUGUAGUCCGCGAGUUUUCUCCUCGGAAAGGACGAGGUCGCGAUAUCGUACGUACUUAUCACACGAAAAACGUGGAGAGUGUCGAGAAAGAGAAAGGGAGAGAAAAAGGAAAGUUUUUUAAGGGGAGGGGGGGAGAACCAUAAGGGUAUUUCGAUUCGUUCGAUUCUCAUCACACUUUUACGGAUUACCGAUGGACAGGGAUCUUCGCCACUUCUGGUGCGUCAUCCCCAUGGCGGAUAUUGAGCUACUGCCAGCGAGAACACACCAAAGAUCGAAUGUGCGUUGAAGCCAACUAAUCUGACGAUCACCAAAGAAAAGAAUGACAUUCAAUCCACACGAAUCACAUGCAUACGCACACAUGAUUACACCGAUACGCGCACGUACAUACAUUAUACGUGUACAGAGAUACGCACACACACACACACACAUACACGCACACGCAUACCCACGCUGACGCAAAGCGCGUACGCUCGUGUAGAAUCUAGUCAUCGUCACGCGGAAACGCGCGAUCGUGGAAGAAAAUGGCCUAAACACGAGAAAAAAAUAUACCAAGUGUCCCUCGAACUCGCGUGACAAGUCGAGGCUGUCGCAUCGAAAUUGAACUGUCAUCGUAGAUGCGUGAUGAGAGCGUGAUGAAAGAGGAGGCACGCGGGGAGAAAAAAGAGAGAAAGGGAGAAAGAGAGAGAGAAAUUUUACGGAAGCUCGACGAAAAGCGGCGAGACGUCGCGGUGCGGACGCGUCUUUUAACAUUAAUUCAGAUACAAGGAAAGUAUGGAAUAGGAAUAUUUAAAAUAAAAUAAAUUUAAAAAGACAGACACGGCGAAACAUUCGAGUGUCAUUGACGUUUGUAAGCAAUCGGAAUGCGCGAUCGGAAAGCUAGAACGUCAUUAGCACCGCGACGCCCGCUUGCCAUCAGGAUUUCUUCUCGGCCGCGAUGCGCUUCGACUCGGACAAUUCAUUUCGCCCUCGGGGUUUUAUCUUCCGCUUCCAGAAGUGUCGCCCGAAUAUCCCCUAUAGUCCGUUUACAUCUGAGAUCUAUUGCAGUACGUGCAUAGCGCUGUGUUUGACAAUGAUGAGUAAUGGCAAGCACCAGAGAGUCUUCUCGGAACGCUACAAUGAAGAAAUAUGGGAAAGUGCCAGAAACUCACGUGACUAAUGUUAAAUGCAGAGAUUAAUAGCCAGCUUAAUGUAAAGUAAUGUCCCGGAGAAGCUCCUCCGGCGUUCAUAAUUAUGUCAGACACAAGUCACGCGCAAAUAAAUGUCAGAUGUAAACCUGCCGCCGACUGUUAGCAUCUCGUCUCACGUCGCGUGAGAUCGAUCUCUGCGUCACGAUCGGGGAAGAGAACGACGCAAGCUCGCAAGCUCAAGAGGCUCAUAUUAUUUACGUACUUAUUCUUUUAUUCCCCCCCUCUCCUCCUCCUCGUGAAACAAUAUACUCUCAGGAAUUCGCUGGAACGCAUCGGCGAACGACGUACGUAACAUUCGCCGCUCAAUGAAACGACCAAAGAAAAGAGCGAUAAAAUUUCGAGCGCAUCGCGGCGCACCCGCGCGAUCUCCAUUUGCGACAUAGAAUCGGUAUUACACGUCGCGACAGGUAGACAUUGUCAACCAUUAUACAUAACGCAUAAGAAAAGACGCGCGUGCUCACCCCGAGAUUGAUCACCGUGAUCGGGAAGCGCGAGACGAUAUAUGAACGCGCGUCUCUCUAGUCAAAUCGAAGUCGUCGGUAUCGUCGCGAGCGGAUAGCACAAGCGACAACACUCAGUCAGUCAGCGUUUGGCUACUGCCCUGUAGAUAAUAUAUAGAUAGGCAUAAUGAACGAAAAGAAAAGAAAAAUGAUUAUAAAUAUAAAUAUAUAAAUAUAUAUAUAUAUAUAUAUAUAAAUAUAAAGAGAGAAAAAAAUAUAUAUAUAAAUAUACAGAAAAAUAUGUGCUAUGUUCCACAUAGGUGCCGAAUGCGAGCGUGCGAGAGAAACCGUGAGAGAGAAUGCGAGAGAGUGAUGUGUGAGUCUUUUUAAAUCUUCGAUUCUUUGUUCGACGCGAGGACAGCCCGUCCACCGCGACCGAAAGCGAAAGACGACGGUACCUAGUGGAGAUCUCAAGUCGAUCUUAAUUCUAGCAUCGACGCCGUGCUUGCGUGACACCGAUGCGGAAGACGAACGUGAUACAGUGAAGAUCGUAAGCAGUGAGAAUUGUGCGAUUAGAUCAAGAGAGAAGAGGAUAGAACGACAAUGAUAUAAAUAGACUUAAAUGUCCCUUUUAGGACUUGUAAAUGCAAUAUUAUCUUAUUAUUAUUGUCAUUGUUAAUAUAUUGUUAUAGAUAAUUAUUAUUACUAUUAUGCGACUCUCUCUCUCUAUUGUUAUUAUUAUAUUUAUUAUUAUAAAUCUUUGUUUCAUUGAUUUCUGUUUGCUGCAAAACUUUUGCAAGCAAGUCGCAAGAAUGUAUGUGAUAUAGAAAUUUUGUGAUAUAGACGUUAAAUGUCUUCGUCGAAGACACUCAGACUCUUCGUUCUCUCCUCUUCUGUCUUUAGUAGGGCUGUUCAUUUAGGACCUCAACGCGACUUCCAGAGGCCUCGCGUCGGCAUCGUCGAUGAAAUUAAGCGGUGAGAUUGCUCGAACGUCGUCUUCACUAAUAAACGCACAAUUUUCUCAAAAA
This is a messenger RNA of Monomorium pharaonis (pharaoh ant), 6691 nucleotides long. It is a transcript of the gene Dhit, whose product is annotated as regulator of G-protein signaling 17. Bases 1528 to 2520 code for a protein of 330 amino acids. The record is from RefSeq and is a predicted model, not a curated record. Lineage: Eukaryota; Metazoa; Arthropoda; Insecta; Hymenoptera; Formicidae. The transcript has 5 exons.